GAAUAAGGGUGAUUUGAAUUACUAUGAUGAUUUGAUCGAUGCCUAAUUUGAAUUGCAUUCAAACUACAGAAAAACAUACUCCUGGUAAAUCCUUGUGACAUUUUUCUCUUCUACAGACUUGUGUAAAAUCUAUCUCAACUUGGUUGAUAUGCGUGUUUUGCCCUAGUUUUAGCAUGCAAUUUUAGUAAUCACUGAUCACCUUCCCACUAUUCCCAUUUCUCAGUUGCCAGUUCCUUUUCACAAGCGUCUUUUUGAGCGCCAUGAAAUAAAAUUGAAACAUUUCUCCACCACUACCACCUCCACGACGCUUAACCUCCCUGCUAAUUCUCAAUACAUUUCUUUUCUUAGGCUUUACAACACACUCUCAUUUUCUCUCUCUCUCUCUCUCUCUCUCUCUCUCUCUCUGUUUUUCAAGCUUCGUCAUUUUCCCGGGUUUCCACAUGACCCUCCGUUCGCUAACCCUCAAAACUGUUCCCGUCUCACUGCGAGGGGCUUCGGCUGCUCACACCAACCAAAAUGAAACUACCAUCCCCAGCCUCGUGUCCGAGUUGCGAGCCACCUUCCUCACUCGUGAUUUUGACCGAGUCGAACGCGCCUUGCUUGAGAGGGAAUCACGCCUCGUCGCGGCGAUUCAAGAGAAGGAUCAGGAAAUCGCCUCCCUCAAAGUGAAAGACAGUAUCCACAGCUUGGAUAAGUUGAACCUCGAAUCGCAGCUCAAGGAGUUCAGAAAUGGAGGAUCAAAGGUCUUCGUUGAGGUUAAGAAGGAGGAGAAUGUUGAUUCUGAUUUGAGCGCUGCUGGAAAGUGCAUGCAUUGUUUGGAGAUGAAGAACGAAUUGGAAAAAGAGAAGGGUGUAAGUGAGUCUCUUAGGGAUAGGAACAUGCAGUUGGAAUUUGAAAAGUCUGAGCUCUUGGAAGAGAGGAAGAAAUGGGAUGAUCAAAGAUGUGUUGUUGAUGAUCUUAAGAAAAGGAACAUCGAAUUGGAAGCUGAAAAGUUUGGGUUAUUGGAGGAGAAGAAGAAAUGGGAUGAUGCUAAGGGUGGGAUUGAUGGGUUGAGCGAGGAGGAGAGAAAUGGUGCCGAUGAGGCAUCGGUUGAGUAUUGGAAGAGGAAGUUCAUUGAAUUGAGUGAGAGGUUGGAGAGAGAGGCUGCAGAGGAUGAUGAUGAAGAUGAUGAUGAUAAUGAUGAUGAUGAUGAUGAUGGAGGUGGUGGUGGUGGUGGUGGCGAUGAUGGUGAUGGGAGCAACAUUGAAGAGAAUAAAACGGGUGCUGAGAAAGUUGCUCUGGAAAGGAAUGAAAAUGUUGGUCUUUCUUCAAGGGAUUCGGCUACACUAAUCAUACCAAGCAAAGAUGGUGCUGGUGUUACUGCUGCUUCAGCAAAGGGAAGUUUGGGGACGGCAGGUUUCAUCUACAUAGACAGUGAUGAAGAUGAGUGUAAUUCACAGCGAACAUUGCAGAGGAAAGACACUAAGACGAAGGUUAUGGCGGAUAAUGAGAUUCUGAGUUCUUCAGGUGCUGUCAAGCGAAAGCAGCGUCCAAGUGCUUCUAUAAGUGAUGUCGGUAGGAACAACGACGUCUUGGAUGGCUCAGAUUGUGAUACUGCCAGUAACAGUUGCAGUUCUUCUGGUUCAUUAUAUGAUAUGGAUCAGCUUCCUUUGAGUUCACUUACAAGUAAAAAGAGAAUGAGAACUGAGCCAGACACUCUUUUGGUUCGAACUCUUCACCAAAGUAAGUGACAAGCGUGUGCAUAAGAAAUAAUGUCUUGAAUACAUUCGCUUUUGCUGGGCAUUUCGUGUUUUGUCUAUAUCAAAAUGUAAUGAAACGUUCCCUUUGAAAAGAAAAUGUCCAAAAGUACUUAAUUUUGUUUCAAUUUUAAUAGCCUUCCCCUAGUCUCUUGGAUCAAUUCUUCUGGGAAAGCAAGAACUAUAUUUUCCACUAUAUGAGUAUAUGUUGCUUAAGAUGUAGUCAUGUAGAUUAUUUUAUUUUUUGUUACAUAAAGAUCUAUAUUUUCUUCAUAGGAUUUCGAUAUAGUUAUUGAUCAUGUGCUUUAUUAUUUAGUGUCUUUCUCUUUCCUAAACAUGGACGUGUAUUUAUCAGUUCACUUCACUUCACUUCACAAGCUAUCUUGUUGAAGAUCUUGUACUAAAGUAUCUAGUCAUAGAUGUAAAAACAACCUAAAAAACCACCUCCUUGAUA
This is a messenger RNA of Arachis stenosperma, 2190 nucleotides long. RefSeq names its product rRNA-processing protein EFG1-like. The transcript has 2 exons. The coding region runs from base 441 to 1730 and encodes 429 amino acids. The record is from RefSeq and is a predicted model, not a curated record. Lineage: Eukaryota; Viridiplantae; Streptophyta; Magnoliopsida; Fabales; Fabaceae.